CAACCCCCUGACAGCGGGUGGUAUCCUGGUAAAACGCACGUGAAAGUCCUGUUCCUCAAAAGCCGACGUCACUUUAUACCUUCAUACGAAUGGAAGGGUUUCUGCUUCGCUCCAUCUGCCAUCCAACUGGCCAAUCUCGGCCAUUGCUAGGGGUAUGGCAUUGUCCAAGGAUGCGCCGACGGUCCUCCUCGGGGCCGCCGUUAUUCUGAUACUUGUCCGGGUACUUCUGGGGAGUGGAGAGAAGAUCCAAAGACACGGCAAGCGACUGAGAAAGGCCCCCGAUACGCUCCCUCUGGCGGGCAAUGGCCUCGUGUUCUUGCAAGCCCGCCAGAAACUGUUCUCAUGGUUUGUCAAGUGCGAACGCCAAACGGGAUAUGAGACACUAGAGAUAUCCGUGCCGACCCUUCCACCGGGCGUAAUCAUUAAUGACCCGCGCAACCUGGACUUUGUCUUCAAGAACGAGGGACUCUUCGGUAAAGGGCGUUUUGUAAAGCAGCGGUCAUGGGACCUCUUCGGACACGGUAUCAUAAACGUGGACGGUGAACUAUGGAAGGCCCAGCGGAAAGCCGGCCUAGCCUUCCUAAAUACGGCCACCCUUCGAGUAUUGACCGAUGUUGCACUGCCCCAAUACCUUUCGCAGAGCAUCGAGCAUCUCGAAGAAAAAGAAGCAGACGGAAGUAUCGUUGAUCUACAACAUGUAUUUCACGAGAUCACCACUCAACUAAUGGGGAAGAUGGCGUACAAUAUGGAGAUGCACGCUGACGACGACUUCACAAGCUCCUUCGACUACGCAUCCGGAGCAACAGCCGAGCGCUUCCAGAACCCGCUCUGGUUCAUCACCGAGAUCUUCCUCGGCUCCAAAUUCAGGAAGUCGGUCAGGCUAGUCAAGAGCUUUGGCAAGCGCAUCGUCUCCCGCGCAGUAGCCGAUCGCCAGACAGCCGAGGAGGAAGAGAAGAAGGCUGACAACACCGCCCAACCGCAUACCGCCGCAGCCGACCUCGACCGCGUCUCCGGCAGUCUGGUGCAGUCCCUUCUCGAGGCCAUCGGCGACGAGCAGAUCGUUGCCGACGCCGCGCUGAACUACCUCUCCGCCGGGCGCGACACCACGGCGCAGGCGCUAACCUGGACCUUCCACCUCCUUACCCAGCACCCCUCCGUAGCCGACAAGAUCCGCAGCGAGGUCCAAGACGUCCUCGCCGGCGCCGCCCACCGCGCCGAGCACUCCCCAACCUCCCCCUCCCCCCGCCGCCGCGACCUCGACACCACCCUCUUCACCCCAUCCGCAAUGCCCUACACCCACGCCGUCUUCAACGAGUCCCUCCGCCUCUACCCCCCCGUCCCCUUCGAGAUAAAGCAGUGCGCCCGCCCCGCCACCCUCCCGGACGGCACCCGCCUGCCCGCCGGCUCCGUCGUCGUCUGGUGUCCUUGGGCCAUGAACCGCUCCCGCACGACCUGGGGCCCGGACGCGGACUCGUUCCGCCCGGAGCGCUGGCUUGCCCCGGCGCCAGCUGCCGCUUCUCAGGACAGCUCCGGCGACGGGGGGCCGCGGCGACGACGACAGGCCGUCGUCAACCGCCCCGUCGCAGAGUUCCCCGUCUUCAAUGGCGGGCCGAGGCUGUGCCUGGGCAAGAAGAUGGCGGAGCUGGUCGCCGUGCAGGUUGUCGCAGCCGUGGCGUGGCUGUUCGAGUUCACGCCAGCCGGCGACGGUGGUCCGGGCGAGGAGAGGGUCAGCAAGAGUAGCUUGACGUUGCCGAUGGAGGGUGGCUUGCCGAUCUAUGUCAAGCAGAGAUGAUGUGUAGUACAGUAUCGUCUCGGGAGGCCGGCUUACGACAAGGACAGGGUUCCUGCCUCUCAUACCAUGCUUGACACAUAUGGUACCUCAGGGUGGCUAGAUAUCAAUGACAGGCACGGGAAGGAGGACGUUGCUUGAAUGGCGCCAAACGGGCCCUAUUAUUCUUAUCUGCAAAUUGCUCUUCUGCUGGUUUCGAGUGACCCAAAUCAUGACCAC
Phialemonium atrogriseum is the source of this 2008-nucleotide messenger RNA. Its product is annotated as putative cytochrome p450. The transcript is spliced from 4 exons. The record is from RefSeq and is a predicted model, not a curated record. Gene Ontology annotation, molecular function: monooxygenase activity; heme binding; oxidoreductase activity, acting on paired donors, with incorporation or reduction of molecular oxygen. NCBI's taxonomy places the organism in Eukaryota, Fungi, Ascomycota, Sordariomycetes, Cephalothecales, Cephalothecaceae. The coding region runs from base 155 to 1792 and encodes 545 amino acids.